Fraxinus pennsylvanica is the source of this 417-nucleotide messenger RNA. NCBI's taxonomy places the organism in Eukaryota, Viridiplantae, Streptophyta, Magnoliopsida, Lamiales, Oleaceae. The record is from the annotation of a GenBank genome assembly.
AUGGAGUCGUCGCAUGGUUGUAGAGUGGUGGUGCCGAUUGACUUGAAGAAGAAACCACGGGAACAGAAACCCCCUCUUCACGAUCGAUGGCAUCCCGACAUACCUCCAGUUGCGGAGGUUAGAACUGGAGAGGUAUUCAGGGUAGAGAUGGUGGAUUCCAGUGGUGGCGGCAUAACAAAAGAGUACACUGCUGAAUACUUGAAGUAUGCAGAUCCCACUAUUGCUCUAGAUUAUUGUCAUUCUCAAGGUAUCAUGCAUCGAGAUGUGAAACCUCAUAAUGUCAUGAUUGAUCACGAGCAACGGGAACUUCAGCGGGAACUUCGGCUUAUAGACUGGGGACUUGCGGAGUUUUACCAUCCUGGUAAAGAGUACAACGUUCGUGUUGCUUCUAGGUUUGCUAUCUUCUCUCCAAUUUAG